Nilaparvata lugens (brown planthopper) is the source of this 670-nucleotide messenger RNA. RefSeq lists its product as uncharacterized. The record is from RefSeq and is a predicted model, not a curated record. The annotation marks the transcript as partial. The transcript has a single exon. Lineage: Eukaryota; Metazoa; Arthropoda; Insecta; Hemiptera; Delphacidae.
AUGGAGUUGGAGCUUGGGAAAUCAAUUGAAUCAUGUCAUCAGGCGAUUAACGACAUAAAUAAGAAGUUUGAUGAACAAAGAAAGCAAAUUAGCACAUGCCUCAUCAACAUCGAUAAGCUUUCAACAGAAGUAGCUAGCCUCAGGAAAGAAAAUGCAGAACUGAAGGAACGCGUCGAGGAUAUGGAACAAUACUCAAGAUCGAACAUGCUGGAAAUAAAUGGUAUACCCAAAAAACAGGAUGAAGAUGUAACAGAAAUCAUUUGUAGAAUGAGCGAAGCAUUAGGACACAAAAUAAAAGCAGAUGCAAUCGACAUUUGUCACAGACUUAAACAACGAAAUGAAAACCUACCUCCACCAAUCGUUGUCAAGUUCGUUCGUAGAACAGACAAACAAGUAAUAUUGAAUAAAAGGAAAGUUACGAGGCAGUUUUCUACAAAGCAGAUGGGAGAAACAACGGACCAUCCAGUCUAUGUGAAUGAAAGUCUAGCACCUACGCGAAGAAGGAUUUUCACCAUGGCGAGAGAGAUCUUCAAAAGAGGCGACAUCAAAUACCUAUGGAUCAAGGAAGGGAAGAUUCUAGCUAGGAAAGAAGACGGAACACCAGUUAUUGAACUCAAGAACAGUGAACAAGUGAAAAAGUUGAGCGUGAUAAGUGCAUCUAAGCAGCCAG